AUCAUCAAGUCACUGACGAAACAUGGGCACAGUGGGCCGUAUGGUGAUUAGAGAUAGGGACUAACACGGCAGACUACUUAGUGAUAGAACCCUCCCUAGUAGCUAACAUAGUUGAUCAGUGACCUACUGAGGGGUAUUAUCCUUGUUCACCUACCACUAUCAACACUACCACUUGAAUCACUUGGAAUAUUAACACAUGCCACAGCGUUUUCUACCUGUGCAAAUCGUGUGGAAGAUUAGUGUCGCUCCAUAACUUGACCGGCUUGGUAUCAACUUGUUUUGUACACAACUCAUGCAUGGUGCAGCCGCUUAAGUCUAAACUGAAUGGGACAGAUAUAAACACCAGAAGUUAUAUACAACUGGUUUUGGAAUUAUAAUACAGUCGUCUUCAAAGAAUGUCUUCUUAUCCACAAUUUAGCUAUCCGUUUUCAGCAACUUCACAGCUUCUAAUGCCUUCGGCGGCACCACCUCCUCCUACCUCGUGUUGCGACUCGAGCCGUCCUGAUGCCCAUGGUCAAGGGACGGCAGUGUGCUGUCCGCUGGACAGAGCAGCCCUACUGCACGGACGGGUACCUGGUUUACCGGCACUCUACACAUCUCCAUAUGCUGAACAAGGCCUGAUGCAUCUCGCAGCAGACCCAUCGGCGUUUUACUCACCGUUGAACGCAGCAUUUACUGAUUUGAAGAACAGUUCGGCAGAUGCCUGGUCGGCAAUACACCAACCCACGGCUUGCUACCCAUAUGAUCCCACCACAUACCCAUAUUACGCGGACAGAUACGGGGCAAUGGACAUAAAUGGAGCGCGAAGAAAGAACGCAACAAGAGAAACCACUAGUACACUUAAAGCCUGGCUUUACGAACAUAGGAAAAAUCCAUACCCAACGAAAGGGGAGAAAAUUAUGCUGGCUAUCAUAACUAAAAUGACUCUAACUCAAGUAUCAACAUGGUUUGCAAAUGCCAGGAGGCGUUUGAAGAAAGAAAACAAAAUGACGUGGUCACCAAGAAACAGGUGCGGAGAUGGUCGAAAAGAUGACGAGUUCGAUUCGGGAGAUGAGGCGGAUGAAAACCGGGAACGAGACCACGCAGAUGACACGUCAAGUUUAUUAGGUGAUGAUAAUAAAGAUGAUGAACCAAUUGAUGUUGAGGAAGAGGAUUUCAAAGCAGCAAUCGGUGAGGCAGAUGCGGCAAUGGAACAGGAGGAAAGGAGACGGGAUCGAAGUGAAUUGCACGUGCAUUCGCCGAAACCAUCUGAUGUUGAAUCGUUAAAAUCAGACUGUAUAGAAGAACACGAUACACACGAGGACAUUAACUCGCGCAAAGAAACAAAAAACAUAACUCAACCAGAAAAACCAAAAAUCUGGUCAUUAGCACAUACCGCUACUUCUAGCAGCCCCGAUAGAAAAUCUCCAAGCUAUAUCACCCCACAUUCAAUGCCACAUGGACUUCAUCAUUUCCGACAUGGACUAAACCCUUACAGUGCACAUUUAGCCAACUUUCGACACUGGAUCGAUGGACCGUACCCAGGUUCACUGUCGAUGUCUAGGCUACAAAUGUCAAUGAACCCUGCAUUGAACCACUUACCCACCGGCUCCCAAGCUGCCACUACGUGUGUUGUCAGUAGCUCAGGAGUGCCAUUGUUUUCCUCAUCAAUACCCCUCGGUGCUGACAGAUUCCCCGGUACGACAGCCAAGGCGCCGACACCCGUCACAAUCUCAAGAAGUCCGGAGCCAGCCACCUCGGUAUCCUCGGCAGGAGAGUGUGGUUCACCGGGACAUUUAGAAAAUGAGACAUUGAGUAUGCCACUUACAACAGCGUUCAAACCGGUACACAAACGAUAAAAGAAAAUAAAAAUACCGAGAUGUGAAGAAUAACAGAAGCACUUCUGGCAAAGUUUACGCGCAACUUGUGCAGGCAGCAACAACCGACAAAGCCUCAUCAGCAGAGAAACAAUUGCCACAGGACCUAACUUUUCAGUUUCAUUAUUGACGCGAAAUGGUCGAAUAUAACUCACAGUGUACAAAAGGACAUUCCAACGCCACAACUACAUGUUCUAGCCCACUGUACCAAAGAGUAUAAAUAGAACAAAAGAGCAAAGUCCCGUUCGUAAAAACGUCACGCAUGUGUAGGACGCCCACUAACGUUAGUUGGCGUCCUACGCUCUGGCUGCGUAGGGCGUAUCGUUUUUUUACGCUCUCAAUGAGCGUUGUUGGCUCUCUUGUUUUAUUUAUACUCUUUGACUGUACCUACCAGAUUCGUAUCCAGCUCUCACCUAGCAACUUUUCUCAGCUUCGUUUAUAGACUUGGAAGUGUGGUUCUUUACUCAUCCAAUCUAGUAGCAGCAUUAUUCAAAGUACUAUAAUACAUCUACCUAGUUACCAGUUAGUACAGUGUUGAAUUUAGAUUUCACAAGCGCACACAGGAAAUUGAAUAUAUCAUAUUUUAAUGAAAUAAAUGAUAAAACAAUUUGUAUUUAGUUAAAGGUGGUAAUAAGAAUUGAAUUGCUGAUGAAAAUAUCAUACCAUAAAUCUUUAUUAAGUAAACUAUGGAGAAAUUUCAUUCGUGUCAUCAACUCAAUUCAUUACACUCGACUAUUAAAAAUUAAUUGUGCUGUUAAUUAAUUCUUUGCAAAACACCUGUUCUAAAGAAUGUCGUAGUUUGAACACUUAUAUAGGCCUAGGUAGUUUAGUACAUCUGUUAUUGAUCAUAGAACAAAUUAUUUGUACUUACUUUGACUCCCUUAUUUAACUAAUUGAGCCAUCGUUCCACUACUGGUUAGCGUAUGACCUUGCAGCAAAUAAUACAGUAACCCUUUGCUCCCUCUUAUUGUGCGCCCUCAACGACAGGAAGUUGUAAAUUCACAAGUCUUGUUUAUCGAUCUGUUGUACCUCCUUCAUAUACAUUAGUGUCAUGUUUAUAGCAAUGGUAUGCACUCAUGAAUGUUUAAUUAAAUACUUUCUUGAAGUAAUCGAGCAAAGAAUAUAUCAGGGUAGGAUCUCCGAACUUCGAUGAUCGAUGAAUGUUGAAACAGUUUUGUUGAGGGCGAUUUGUUGCGGUUACGACACCAGUAGAUUUCAUUGCUUUUGUAUGCCUGUGUAAUCUUGUGGUCGACGUGGUUAACUUUUUCUUUCAUUUAAAGCGACCAGUGGCGUAUCUAAGGAAAUAAGUUGAGGUGCAACUUCCUCUCCCAGAUAAAUAUUGAGCUCCCAACACCCAACUGAAAAGCUGCUAAACAAAAAAUACACACUCCAGUCAUUAGAGUCGACAUUUUGUCAACUUUUUUACCCAAGCAAUCCCGCUCACUUUCCUAGCAACCCCCACUUUAGCCCUAGAUACGCCACUUUAUACAAAUCAUGGAAUAAUGAUUCAUUGGUGGUUGCACCUUCAGACUCUUGUUCUUUUGUUACCGAGCCCACCUUCUGAUGAUAUAAAUAUAUUUCCCGAUGGGCCGGUGCAUUAGAUCAAUUGUAUUAUAUUCACUGACUUUACUCAAAAGAGGACCAAGUUUGGUGCUGAUCUAGUUCCUGUGGCGAUAUCCUCUGUGAUAUUAUAGAGGAUUUAUUGUUGAUUUAAGUGAUACCACUUACAGAGUUGGGCUGCAAGGCCCAUAUUUAAAUUAUGUAGUAAAUUAUGUCUUGUAUAAAUUUCUGCAACAGUAUUCGAUGUUUUAUUUUGAUUUAUCUUAUUGGUGAUAAAUAUGAUUUUAACAUGGAUAAAUAAAUAACGUCCCCUUCUUGUAAAUGGGAAAUGUGCAAAUGUAGGCUUACAUACAUCAUUCUUAAUGUUUAAAAAACGAUAUACAAAUUAUCGAGGUCAUUGAACGCGUGUGAACCGUGUCAGUGUUUCUCAAAAUGUGUAUUGUGGUAUAAACUUUUGAAUUUUUUCUUUAUUGAAAAUUGUAUAUAAUAGUGAAGAAUAAAGUAUUAUUACAUCCGA
Molecule: messenger RNA, 3933 nt
Organism: Anneissia japonica
Lineage: Eukaryota; Metazoa; Echinodermata; Crinoidea; Comatulida; Comatulidae
Product: iroquois-class homeodomain protein IRX-6-like
Exons: 7
Coding region: 396-1838 (480 amino acids)
Biological process (GO): neuron differentiation; regulation of transcription by RNA polymerase II; cell development
Cellular component (GO): nucleus
Molecular function (GO): DNA-binding transcription factor activity, RNA polymerase II-specific; RNA polymerase II cis-regulatory region sequence-specific DNA binding
Source: RefSeq, a predicted model, not a curated record